AGCCUUGGUUGAAUGGCAAUACAAAAGCCCAGUGAAGCAGGGAAAGGGCUGAUGCAUGAUCAAUACUGAGUGUUGUUCAUCGGCCUCAGGGAGAGAAGCUCAGAAACCAGCUCAGCUCAGCUUCAGAGCGCACAAGGAGAAGAACGAGAGCUUCAGAGAGAGAAUUAAUUUGUUUGGCUGCUGCUGCUGCUGCGUUGAAGCGAGUCCACAGCCAGCACCGGAGGCUGGAGCCGCUGCCCCGCUCCUGCUGCUUCUGCUCCCCCCGCCGGGCAGCGCUGAGGCCGGCGCGGUCUCAGAGGGUUCCCGCAGCGGCGCCUCUUCCAGCGUGGGGAUGGAGGUGAUAUGAGGGGCUAGUGGUCGCAGCGUGUGUCCUCGCCUGGGCUCUGGCUCUGAGGGAGAGGAGGUCGUGAUGGUUUCUGAGCGGAGAGGAGGAGAAGAAGGAAGAAGAAGAGGAGGAGGAGGAAGAGAAGGAGGAGACCAGCCCGUGGACAGCUUCUCUGCGUACAGCGGCUCCGCGUACAGGUGAAGGAGAGGAGAGACAAACUCGGCCGGCGGGUGGAUAAAUGGAUGGAUGGCUAAGGAUGGCGCGCUGCACCAUGGAGGAGAAGGAGGAGCCGUUCCAAGGGCUUAGAAAUCCAGGCAGCUGGCUGUGAGCGUCCAGGAUCUAGGCAUCAAGGCUUCAACUUCUUCAUCCAUUUAUUUAUCCGUACAUCAAUAUACUCAACCAUACAGGCAUAGAAACAUCUAGGCAUCUGUCUAUGCAUCUGGGAAACACGAUGGAUCCUCUUCUGAUCUUCUAGAUGGCAUGGUCAUUUUUUAUUGGGGGUGUGUAAACAAGGGGGAAACGUCUUCUAAUGAUCUCCCCACACAUUCUGAGACCUAAAAUGAGGAGGGUCUGGUGCAGAAGGGCUUCCCUCGCCGCGAUGCUCAUGAGGCAUGGUUGCCCAGGCGCGGGUCCCCGCUGAUUAAGACCUAUUAGAGCGUGGGCUUAAUUGUUUUUCGUUUUGUUUUAAUUGUUUUAAACACACUCUGUCACUUUAUCUCAAGCGAAUACUUGUGCAUACCGAAUUGCUUUUUUCAACUCUCUUGGAGGAUUUGCUGUUUUUAACUACUGGAUUUUUUUCCAUUCUCAAACAAACAUGGUACAAAACUGUCACUGGAGUGGUGGUACCCCUCUUUUCACUGGAGCGGUCCCUUCAAGGCCAUGUCUUCAGGAUCUGUAGUUAAUGGAUAUAUAUAUAUAUACAUAUGUGCUCUACUUUUUUUGCAGCUGUUUUUUGUCCCCUUCCUUACUUUUAAGCAAAACAGUUGGAUCUAAUGAAGGAUCAUGCUGGACCUUUUAUGGCACCUUUCGCACUGUUUGAACUUUUUGAUUGAUUUCUUCUUAUUCCUUUCCUGACCCUGAAUGAUACAGAAGAACAGUGAUUAGAAAACUUUGUUUAGGAAAAAAACAGCCUCCAUAAGAAUAAAUGAAUAACUGUGCUGGAUGUUGAUGUGGACCUGAUGCAGCUUCAGAUAGAUCACUAAAUCUCUGUGUAGAUGAAGAAAGUGAUAGACAAUUCUAAGCUAUAACUAGCUAUCUGUAUAUCUAUCUAUCUAAAAUGCUGACCCUCAGUCUGUAUUAUGGAAGCUCUUACAUAUUUUCUUACCCUGAUGUGGACAGGCUUUCAGGAGAAGAUGUCUUUUCCUACUAGAUAGAUACUAGUAUAUUCUAUCCAAACAACCUCCAUAUUCUCCAUGUUCUGCACAUAUUCGUACUUACUCAUACAUACACCCACCAUAUGCUGCCUCACUCAUGCACACGUGCUACUUAUACUGUAUAAUAAUAAUACAUAUAUUUUAAAAAAAUUAUGCACUAUUCUGUAUGACCACACUACUUUUAGCAUAGUAAGUUCUCCGAUGUUCUUUAUCGCUGGAUCUCUUUAUGUUAAGGACAAUUAGAGACUUUUAAGGGAUCUCCUCUUGCCAAGCCACUCGUGCACUUUUUUUUAUUUUAGAACGGAUCUGUUUGUAGAAGAGUAACCACAGGCUCGUCUGGCUUGAUCGCCAUGUCCCGGUCGAACAGCGUGAGCCCCCCUGGGCUCGGGCUAAGGGGAGGGACCGAGCACAGGUCAGCUUGGGGCGAGAGGGAGCCGGUGGCUAACGGCUGUCCUGCCCGGCUAAACCGAUCCAGCGGCCGGUGGAGAGACGUAGAGGGUCGCGGAGGGACCACAGCUACCACCACCACCGCCACCACAACCACCACCACCACCACUACUAACAGGACCAGGCUGAGUCUGCGCUCCAAAUCUGCGUGGCAGGAGCGCGCAGACGAGGGCGGGGUGCGCGCCAAGUCCGUGGAGCUGGGCCUGGACGAGCGGAGGCCCAGGACCAAGGAGGAGGAGGAGGAGGAGGAGAACCGCGGGGAGGAGGAGUGGCAGCGGCCGCGGCAUCAGCGUCACCCGCAGCAGCAGCAACAGCAGCUGCAGCAGCAGCAGCUCGCGCCGGACGCUCGCGCCUUGUCUGCGGCCGCGUGCUGCAGCGGCGUCAUGCGCGUCUUCAGCUCCAAGAAGUUCCGCUCGGAGAAGCUCGAGCGCCUCUACCAGCGCUACUUCUUCCGCCUGAACCAGAGCAGCCUGACCAUGCUGAUGGCCGUGAUCGCGCUCGUGUGCGCCGUCAUGCUGUGCUUCCACUGCGCGGGGGGACCCUGCUACCCAGCGCUCGUGCUCACCUUUUCGCUGGCCAUCGCGCUGGUGCUCGCGCUCAUGCUCGCGUGCAACCGCAGCGCCUUCCACCAGGACCACAUGUGGCUCGUGUGCUACGCCGUGAUCGCCGUGCUGCUCGUGCUGCAGGUCGUGGGGGUGAUGCUCGUGCGCCCGCGCAGCGCCUCGGACGGCUUGUGGUGGACCGUCUUCUUCAUCCACGUCGUGUACACGCUGCUGCCCGUGCGCAUGCGCGCCGCCGUCGCCACCGGAGUGGCGCUGGCCGCCAUUCACGUGGUGGGAUCGUGGAAGCUCAACGAGCAGGACGCGCUGCUGUGGAGACAGAUCGUGUCCAAUGUGCUGAUCUUCUCCUGCACCAACAUAGUAGGAGUGUGCACACACUACCCAGCAGAAGGCUCUCAGAGACAGGCCUUCCAGGAGACCAGAGAAUGCAUUCAGGCCCGCCUUCACUCACAGAGAGAGAACCAACAGCAGGAACGCCUCCUACUCUCUGUGCUUCCCCGACACGUUGCCAUGGAGAUGAAAGCCGACAUAAAUGCCAAGCAGGAGGAUAUGAUGUUUCACAAGAUCUACAUCCAGAAGCAUGACAAUGUGAGCAUCCUGUUUGCUGACAUCGAGGGAUUCACCAGCCUGGCCUCCCAGUGCACAGCGCAGGAGCUGGUUAUGACCCUCAACGAGCUGUUUGCACGGUUCGACAAACUGGCGGCUGAGAACCACUGUCUGCGGAUUAAGAUUUUGGGGGACUGCUACUACUGUGUAUCUGGGCUGCCGGAGGCUCGGGCUGAUCAUGCCCACUGCUGUGUUGAGAUGGGGGUGGACAUGAUCGAGGCUAUCUCGUUGGUGAGGGAGGUCACCGGGGUCAACGUGAACAUGCGGGUCGGGAUCCACAGCGGGCGAGUCCACUGCGGGGUGCUGGGCUUAAGAAAGUGGCAGUUUGAUGUCUGGUCUAAUGAUGUCACACUGGCCAAUCAUAUGGAGGCAGGAGGGAAAGCAGGCCGGAUCCACAUCACUAAAGCCACUCUGAACUACCUGAACGGGGAUUAUGAUGUGGAGCCGGGAUCCGGAGGAGAGAGGAAUGUGUAUCUGAAGAAGCACAACAUUGAAACCUACCUCAUAGUGGGCUGCAGCCAGAAGAGGAAAGAAGAGAAGGCCAUGAUCGCCAAGAUGAAUCGGCAGCGCACCAACUCCGUCACCCACAACAGCUCUCACUGGACCGACCGGCCAUUUUAUAACCACCUGGGUAGCAACCAGGUCUCCAAGGAAAUGAAGAGGAUGGGAUUUGAAGACCCCAAGGACAAACAUUUCAUUUUCAGAAACACUCAGGAAAACCUGAACCCGGAGGACGAGGUGGAUGAGUUUUUGGGCCGCGCCAUCGACGCCCGCAGCAUCGACCGCCUGCGCUCUGAGCAUGUCAAGAAGUUCCUGCUGACCUUCCGCGAACCCGACCUCGAGAAGAAGUAUUCUAAGCAGGUGGACUCCAGGUUUGGAGCGUACGUAGCCUGCGCCUCUCUCGUCUUUUUGUUCAUCUGCUUCAUCCAAAUCGUCAUCGUACCACACUCCAGUCUGAUGAUUGGCUUCUAUGUGUCCUGCUUCAUAAUUCUGAUGGCUGUCAUGUUCGUCUCAGUCAUUUACUCCUGUUAUGUGCUCUUCCCAGUGCCCCUGCAGAACCUGUCCAAAAGGAUUGUUCAGUCCAGACUGAACAGCGCUCUGGUGGGGGUCUUCACCAUCGUCCUGGUCUUUCUCUCAGCCUUCAUCAACAUUUUCACAUGCAGCACUGACGAUCUGAAGAGAUGUUUGGGACGAGAGUUUAAUAUCACUCCCAGCAGUGUGAACGCCUGCCAUGUGCGCAGCUCUGCUUUUAAUUACUCACUCUGGUCCCAGGACAGCCUGUGUUACAGCACAGCUCCAGCCUGCAACUUCCCUGAGUACUUCUCCUCCUGUGUGCUGCUCAGUCUGCUGGCCUGCUCUGUGUUCCUGCAAAUGAGCAGCAUCGGUAAACUCUUCCUCAUGCUCUUCAUCGAGAUCCUGUAUGUCCUCAUCAUAGAGGUGCCGGAGGUCAGCCUGUUCGACAACGGGGACCUGCUAGUGAUCGCCAACGCCAUUGAGAACAUGAAUGGAACGAGCUGCGUGACAGACUCCAGGGUUCCUCUGAAGAUCAUGACUCCAGUGGUCAUCACUGUCUUUGUGCUAGCGCUCUACUUACAUGCACAGCAAGUGGAAUCCACAGCCAGACUGGACUUCUUAUGGAAGCUACAGGCCACAGAGGAAAAGGAGGAAAUGGAGGAGCUGCAGGCCUACAAUCGACGUCUCCUCCACAACAUCCUCCCUAAAGAUGUUGCUGCUCACUUCCUGGCGCGAGAGCGGAGGAACGAUGAGCUGUACUACCAGUCCUGCGAGUGUGUGGCCGUCAUGUUUGCCUCCAUCAGCAAUUUCUCUGAGUUCUAUGUGGAGCUGGAGGCCAACAACGAGGGAGUGGAGUGCCUGAGACUCCUCAAUGAAAUCAUUGCUGACUUUGAUGAGAUAAUCAGUGAAGAUCAGUUUCGUCAGCUGGAGAAAAUUAAGACUAUUGGCAGUACGUACAUGGCUGCUUCUGGCCUUAACGACUCCACCUACGAUAAAGCCGGCCGCUCACACAUUCGUGCACUGGCUGACUACGCCAUGCGACUCAUGGACCAGAUGAAGUACAUAAACGAGCACUCCUUCAACAACUUCAAAAUGAAGAUUGGUCUCAAUAUGGGUCCUGUAGUGGCUGGAGUUAUAGGGGCUCGUAAACCCCAGUAUGAUAUCUGGGGCAACACAGUAAAUGUGGCCAGUCGCAUGGACAGCACUGGAGUCCCUGAAAGAAUACAGGUCACAACGGACCUCUACCAGGUCCUCAAUUCCUACAACUAUUCAUUGGAAUGCCGAGGAGUUGUCAAAGUCAAGGGCAAAGGGGAAAUGAUGACGUAUUUCCUGAACGGUGGACCCAGCAGUAGUUAACACCCACUGUGUCUUGCACUCACAACGCUACUGACAGUGUGAGUAGGCUUGACAUGUGGAGGAUAAGGGAAGGACUGGGGCACCGUGCUCUCCGUGGCCUAUAGGAACCAUGGAUGGAUUGUUUAGAGGUGGCCGGUGCCCAGUCUCGGAGCAGGUUGCCCUUUCCACAUACUGAGGCCUCUGACGGCCUAAAUGAAGGAAGCCCUUACGAGGCUUGAGGUUGAGGUUUGGAGAAACUCACUUUGGAGCUUUGCUCAGACAAGGGCACGUGGAAAGACCAAAGAAACUGCAAGGAAUCAAGCAGUUCUCCCUUUCGUACUUUUCUCCUGUGCAGGAGAGAACGGGUACACUGCUCUGAGGCCGUUCCUCCAAAGGAGAAGGUCAAUACUAGAGCAGCUGUGCUGGCAAACCCAGGAGGCUCCAGAAGAGAAGGAGUGAAGUGUCUAUGAAGAGGUCUAUUGAAGUAACAGAUGUUUUAUGUGUAUCUAAUGCAUCUGUGUAUGUGAAGCAAUGUACAAUGUUCAUACAGUCCGUUGUCUUCAAACACUGUUGAGCUAAACAUGGGUUUACCUACUUGGCCAUAUGGGGCAGAGCAAAGCUAUACUUACACAAUCUCUCUCUCUCUCUCUCUCUCUCUCUCUCUCUCUCACACACACACACACACACACACACACACACACUUCUUAACAACGCUCCACGAACUCUCCAUGUAUCUCUGUAAGUGACUUUUAGAGUGCUGAUCAUCAAGUCCAAAAGUCCAAAAUGGGACUGCUAACUGGUUUAUAAGUGUGUGUAUGUGUGUGUUUACAAGAGUCCUCUGACUCCCCCACCACACACACGAAAGUGUUUUUUCCACUCACAACUGAAUAUUACCCCGCUCACAACACUGAAGACACUUUGACAGAUAGAGAGAGCAUCCAAGCCUGGCUUUAUUUUAUAUUUCUGACAUUUUGUAUUUUGUCUCAGAAGAAGAACAGAUACCAAACCUUAUCAAGACUAUUUUAGAUUCUAUAUUUUGUACAUUAAUAUAUUAGAGCGAUGUCUAUAAACACCAAUGUGUAUUGGGAUGUAUAUAUCUAAGCGAGAUGUGCAGCAGUCGUGCAUAUUUUUAAUUCUAAUUAAUGGGCAGGGGAUACAUUUUUUUAAAAGCUGUAAAAUCUAUAGCCCUUGCGCUCCUUUCACAUAGACAACUGCACAAAUCCCAAGACCACAGGUUCAGAACAGGAAGAUGAUCUCCUCCUGAGUCUUUCUAUCUAUCCUGAGGAGCGAAGUACGAGUAUGUGAACGUUCAUGUCUUUGAACGAAGAAAAUGAACACAGCCACAGCUUUUUAAAGCAGCAGAAACUGCAAUCAGCACAGAUCUCAUUGCUUUUAGCCUUGCGUUGAAGCUGCGCUCUACACAAGGAGUUUGUACGCUCUAGGGGUCCGUUUUAGAUAUGCCGCACCCCUUGGCCAUUUUUGCACUGCACCUCUGCCUUCCUUAGCCUAUCAUCCCGCCUCUCCCCCUCUCCCCUUCCAGAUCAAUCAGAUGGUACGACCCGAUGAAUGUUCAUUUUCUCCAAUUGAGGCCUUCAUAUGUAAAGAGUGCUGAGUGAUCACUAAACACGAAACACGAAGCGUCAGUGCCAACCAUGUUCAUCAGCAGAAUCCAUGAGGUCAGGUUCACCUAGCUUCAGUGGGACGGUUCUCCAGUGUAAAUAUAUCCCCAAGUACAGGCAGACCAGAAGAUCAAGCAUCAGAUUUGUCAUGCUCCUCGUCUUUAAUGCUCUAGGUGCAUCACAGAAGCUCGGAGAAGAUGAUGUAAAGUGAUACUAAUGCUGAUCUUCUGUUUGGGAGGUAUCUGUUACAGUAUGUCAGAUUCAGGCUCUUUCAUUUUUGAAGAACUGCGUCAUAAUACAUAGUGAUGUUGUAAUAGAUUUGAGUUUUUUCUUUAUUUAUUUGCGUUUUUCAGCUCUUUUUUUCCUUUGGUCAUCACAUAUUCACUAAGACUGUGGCUCGGUCUACAUGUUCAUACUGCCAGCUCAAGUCCUGUAAUCCUGUUGUUGUUUGUUUGUUUGUUUUUAAUAUCUUAAUCGUAUCCAAAUUGAUUGAAGUUUUAUAGUCUGGACACUCUAAAACAACAAUCCAAAUUGUUGCAAUCUGGAUUCAAAGCACAUUUUCUACAGAUGCUUCUCAGUCUGGAUGCUCUGUACUCUUAAUUCAGAUUUGAGUGCUUUGAAUCUUUUGUCAACAAUUACUGCCAACCAAUUACAAUCAAAUCCAGAGUGACAGAAGUCUGGGGGUCCAGAAUGAGUUUUAAGGGUUAGUUACUGUUGAUAACCUCAUUACUACACCAACAAAUGCCAAUUGCAAUGCAAAUAUGAUUUGAUGACUUAAAAAAUAACAAUGCGGCCUUAGCCAUCAUCUCAGAAGAUCUGAGCUGUAAAACAAAUCCAAGUUGCAAUCUGCAGUCUGAACAUGUUUAGCCUUUGUUUAGAUUUUGUUGUAUCUAGAUUGCAUCCAGAUUGAUUUUUGACAAUGUAACAAACAGCAACCUCAUUAAAUCCAGAGUGACGGAAGUUCUGGAGGCCAAGAAGAGCAACAAAGUUUAGUUACUGCAUAACAAAUCUUUAGAAUUCUGCAGUUUGAACGCAGCCAAAUUGGACCCAAGUGGGGCUUCUUUCAAAAGAGGUUUAUUCAUUGUUUUUUGUUGUUGGAAAACCUCAGUGCCAUAUGUUCAUAUGUUCUCCACACUUUUACUUUGUCCAACAGGAGAAGCUACAGGGAUGCCAACCACACUUAAUGUUCUGGUACUUUUGGUAAUCAUGGUUUUAUGUCUUACGUCAUCCAAUGCCUUUUAUUUCUUAUUCAUGCAAGUGCCAUAUUUUUUUUUCUUUUUUUCUUUUUUGUAUUUUGUUUUUAAAGUUCAAGUGAGGCUGAAUGUGAUGAAUUGUCACUUUAGCCCAGCUGUGGAAUCCUCCAGUAUAAUGAGAUGAAGGUCAAUUUACAGGUUUUGCAUCCUUUUGUCCAGGUUCUGAAACUGUAUGUCUUUGAGAAAGAUCUUUUUUCUUUAUAUCACAAACUGCUAAUUUCAGAGAGCUAAUACAGGUUAUCUUCUUUUUUUGCUUUUAUUAUCUGCCAUGUCAAAACAUUGAAACAUUAUACUUUUUUUACCAGUCAAAUAAAUCACUUCAAUGCUUA
Astyanax mexicanus (Mexican tetra) is the source of this 8861-nucleotide messenger RNA. It is a transcript of the gene adcy5, whose product is annotated as adenylate cyclase 5. Gene Ontology annotation, biological process: cAMP biosynthetic process; intracellular signal transduction; adenylate cyclase-activating G protein-coupled receptor signaling pathway. Gene Ontology annotation, cellular component: plasma membrane. The transcript has 21 exons. The coding region runs from base 2049 to 5681 and encodes 1210 amino acids. The record is from RefSeq and is a predicted model, not a curated record. NCBI's taxonomy places the organism in Eukaryota, Metazoa, Chordata, Actinopteri, Characiformes, Acestrorhamphidae. Gene Ontology annotation, molecular function: adenylate cyclase activity.